CCAUGAGCCUGGGGGCCACGGUGGCCCAGGAGGAGUGGCCCGUCUCCAAUCUGCCCCUGCCGUGUCUCUGCGCCCUGUCCACUGGACGCCAGUGAGCCUCAGAACCCAGGUAGGACUAAAAGGAUCAAGGAGUUCAUUCCAGGCUCAGUGAUGUCUGAAGGGCUUAAGAUCGGCAGUGUGCCACAGCUCCCCAUCACCCGCCUCUGGUCUUCUGCAAUUAUUGACCAACAAAGAUGGGCGUUUUAGGUGUUGGCUGACAGCUAACCAUGGGAAAGGCAUCGUCGCUUUGAAUGCUGUGAGACUCUAACAGCAGAAGCCCUGCACUUUUGAAACAGGGAAGUCACCCAGAUAUCCCUGGUAUGUCACAGUUCUGAGUGGGACCUGCUGGGAGGCCGGAGAGACCCCAACUGCCUUGCCCAGCCUGGUGUCAAGAUGCUGAGUUGGAAGCUCCCUAGACUGUUCCGUGUAGAUCAGGUGCCUCAGGUGUUCCAUGAGCAGGGCAUCCUCUUUGGCUACCGACACCCACAGAGUUCCGCCACUGCCUGUAUCCUCAGCCUUUUCCAAAUGACCAAUGAGACCCUCAACAUCUGGACGCACUUGCUACCCUUCUGGUUCUUUGUGUGGAGGUUCGUGACUGCACUGUAUAUGACAGACAUCCAGAAUGACAGCUACUCAUGGCCUAUGCUCGUAUACAUGUGCACCAGCUGUGUGUACCCCCUUGCAUCCAGCUGUGCACACACCUUCAGCUCUAUGUCCAAGAACGCCCGGCAUAUCUGCUACUUUCUGGACUAUGGUGCUGUCAACCUCUUCAGCCUGGGCUCUGCCAUCGCCUACUCUGCAUACACAUUCCCUGAUGCACUGAUCUGCAGUACCUUCCAUGACUGCUACGUAGCCCUGGCUGUGCUGAACACCAUUCUCAGCACUGGUCUCUCCUGUUACUCCAGGUUUCUUGAACUCCAGAAGCCCCGGCUCUGCAAGCUGCUCCGGGUCCUCGCCUUCGCCUACCCCUACACCUGGGACUCCCUUCCCAUCUUCUACCGGCUCUUCUUGUUCCCAGGAGAGAGUUCAAGAAAUGAAGCCAUCUUGUAUCACCAGAAGCACAUGGUCAUGACCCUCCUGGCCUCUUUCUUGUACUCUGCUCACCUGCCAGAGCGACUGGCACCUGGACGCUUUGACUACAUCGGUCACAGUCACCAGCUGUUUCAUGUGUGUGUGAUCCUGGCCACGCACUUGCAGAUGGAAGCCAUCCUGCUGGAUAAGACUCUAAGGAAGGAGUGGCUUUUGGCCACCUCCAGACCCUUCUCUUUGCCCCAGAUAGCAGCAGCCAUGCUUCUGUGCAUCAUCUUCAGCCUCAGCAACAUUAUUUAUUUCUCAGCUGCUCUGUAUCGGAUCCCUGAGCCUGAAUUACAUGAAAAGGAAACGUGAUUUAGAACACGCCAGGCGUCAGUGUUAAGUCACUGGUGUGGUGCCAGCUUACCGUGACCAAAAGUAUUUGUACUGACUGAUGUCUUGACGCUUUUCAAUGG
Messenger RNA from Myodes glareolus (Bank vole), 1526 nucleotides. The record is from RefSeq and is a predicted model, not a curated record. Lineage: Eukaryota; Metazoa; Chordata; Mammalia; Rodentia; Cricetidae.